This is a messenger RNA of Salvia splendens (bonfire salvia), 788 nucleotides long. Its product is annotated as deoxypodophyllotoxin synthase. The transcript is spliced from 2 exons. The record is from RefSeq and is a predicted model, not a curated record. Lineage: Eukaryota; Viridiplantae; Streptophyta; Magnoliopsida; Lamiales; Lamiaceae. The coding region runs from base 40 to 600 and encodes 186 amino acids.
ACUUCCAAAUAAUUUUAAAAAAAAAACAUAUCUAACCCCAUGGGUUCUCUUGCAAAUCAAACACUCCCCACAAUAGCAUUCUCAUCCCAAAAUCUUGAAGUAGGAUCAUCUUCUUGGCUUUCCACAAGCAAACAAGUGGUUCUUGCACUUGAAGAAUACGGUUGUUUCAUCGCCACUUACCCCAACUUCUCUCCCCAACUCCACCACGCCAUCUUCCAAGCUUCCAAGGAGCUCUUCGAUCUCCCAACUCAUGUCAAAAUGCUCAACACUUCCGACACACCUUCCCACGGCUACGUCGGCCAACAGCCCAUUGUACCACUCUACGAAGGGCUAGGGAUCGAAAACUCCACCACCGAACAAGGCGUGGACCGCUUCACUACUCUCCUAUGGCCUUCCGGAAAUGAAACUUUCCGUGAAGCGGCGUUGGAAUACUCUAAGGUUGUGGCGGGAUUGGAUAAGGUGGUGAUGACGAUGGUGUCGGAGGUUUAUGGGAUAAGGAGUGCAUACGAAUCGUUAGUUGAAGCGACGUCGUAUCUUCUCCGUUUCAUAAAGUAUCUUGCUCCGGUGGGAGAUGAGGCUGGUUUAGGGAUUGUCCCUUGAUGAAGCCGCGAAUUUCUGAUGUUUGUAAAUGCUGGUAGAGAAUAAAGAUCACGACACAAUGAUUUUACGUGGUUCGAUUUACUGAAGUAAAUCUACGUCCACGGGAAGAAAAGAGGGCAGAGUUGUAUUGCUUGAUCUGGGAUUACAGCUUACAAUACACACUUGCUAUAUAAUCUAUUCUGUCUCUA